CUUUUCUCAAGAUACAAGCACUCUCCAGCCAAAGCACGUAAUGAAGCAUCUGGUAUGCUUGCCCAGUCGUUGCCUAUGGCCGCCAUGUUCAUGAGAAACAAGAUGUUGGCGUGGUCUGCUGUCUUUUUGGCUGUGCAAUCGUACUUGAACGAGCCUCUUAACAAGCCAGCUGAAGCUGCAGACUCCAACUCCACUCCUAGUCAGCCACCUUUGUUGAGAGUCUUGUUUGCUUUCAUUGGUUUGGUAACAUGUUACCUUGAUCUCAUUUUCCCAGGCACCAGUCCUUAUGCAAGAAGAGCUGUCACCGAAGCUGUAUCCGAGACUGUUAGCACU
Scheffersomyces stipitis CBS 6054 is the source of this 333-nucleotide messenger RNA. RefSeq lists its product as uncharacterized. Gene Ontology annotation, cellular component: endoplasmic reticulum membrane. Gene Ontology annotation, molecular function: protein folding chaperone. The annotation marks the transcript as partial. Gene Ontology annotation, biological process: protein insertion into ER membrane. The record is from RefSeq and is a predicted model, not a curated record. The transcript has a single exon. NCBI's taxonomy places the organism in Eukaryota, Fungi, Ascomycota, Pichiomycetes, Serinales, Debaryomycetaceae.